GGAAGUAAAAGCAGAAGUAGACGAGGAGGAGGAAGUAGUAGAAGAAGAAGGACAAUAACAGCAACAACACAGGAGGAAGGAUACACUUCAAAUUGUAGUUUCACGUCCUCUGCAGUCCUACUGAGGUCCAGAGCAGUUUUGCGGAUUGCAGCAGUCAGGUGAUGAGAGUCUAGCUGAACGUCAGCGGAAUAAUGGAGGACGACUGCAGGCCUCUGCUGAGCUCAGAGCAGACUGGAGAGAGCUACUCACACAGGGGCUCUGUAGAUUCUCUGGACGUCAAGGUUAAAAGACCUUUCCAUGUGGAGCCCAGAAAUAUUGUAGAUGAUGACCCACAGGAGAGAGUGUCUGCAGAGGCUGCCAUCCUCAACAGCAGAGUCCAUUACUAUGGCAGACUAACAGGCUCUUCUGACAGACUGUUGAGUCCUCCAGACCAUGUGAUUCCUCGGCCAGAGGAGAUCUACAUCUACAGUCCACUGGGGACAGCUUUUAAGGUUGCAGGCAGCGACCAUGCCUCUAAAAAUCCCAGCAUCGUUACAAUAUUUGCUAUAUGGAACACAAUGAUGGGCACGUCUAUACUUAGCAUACCUUGGGGCAUUAAGCAGGCUGGUUUCACUCUGGGGGUCGUCAUCCUCAUUUUCACAGGCCUGCUGAUGUUGUACUGUUGUUACAUCGUCCUCAAAUCACCAAAGGCAAUAUCCUGCGUGGACACAUCCAACUGGGAGUUCCCUGAUGUUUGUAGGCACUACUUUGGAAAGUUUGGUCAGUGGUCCAGCUUGGUUUUCUCAAUGGUGUCACUUAUUGGAGCCAUGGUGGUCUACUGGGUCCUCAUGUCCAACUUCCUCUACAACACUGGACAGUUUAUCUACAACUAUGCUCACAAUGUCAACGUGUCAGACUCAGAAUUUGGAACCAACGGCUCAGAUAAAGUCAUCUGUCCAUACCCAAACACUGACCCUGGAAGGAAUGAUACCAUGAACGUACUUUAUCUCGGCAGCAGUGGAAAUGAUACCUCUGAUGGCAACUCUUUUGAACACUAUUGGAGUAAAACCAACACCGUCCCUUUAUACCUCAUCACUCUGCUGCUUCCAUUGCUCUGCUUCCGCUCAGCUUCGUUCUUUGCAAGAUUCACCUUCUUGGGCACCAUAUCAGUGGUCUAUCUGAUUGUGCUGGUUACUUUUAAAGCUGUCCGCCUCGGUUUCCACCUAGAGUUCCACUGGUUUGACUCAACCCAGUUCUAUGUUCCAGAGUUCAGACUGCUCUUCCCUCAGCUGACUGGUGUCCUAACCCUGGCAUUCUUCAUUCACAACUGCAUUAUCACCCUAAUGAAGAGCAACAGGCACCAAGAGAACAAUGUGCGGGACCUGUCUGUGGCUUAUCUUCUAGUAGGAAUGACCUAUCUGUAUGUGGGAGUGUUGAUUUUUGCUUCCUUCCCCUCACCCCCUCUCUUCAAAGACUGCAUCGAACCAAACUUCUUGGAUAACUUCCCCACCUCUGAUGUGAUGGUGUUUGUGGCUCGGACCUUCCUGCUUUUCCAAAUGAUCACAGUCUACCCUCUGCUGGGAUAUCUGGUGCGGGUCCAGAUAAUGGGUCAGAUCUUUGGAAAUAAUUACCCCAGUUUCUUUCAUGUUCUGACGCUGAAUAUCUUAAUUGUUGGCGCUGGUGUCCUGAUGGCCAAGUUUUAUCCCAAUAUCGGAUCCAUUAUACGGUUUUCUGGAGCAACAUGUGGAUUGGCUUUAGUGUUUGUAUUUCCUACCUUAGUCCACAUGAUCUCCCUGAGACGCCAGGGGAGGCUCAGCUUGCCCUCAGCCCUCUUCCACAGUUUCCUGAUCCUGCUGGGUGUGGCAAACCUGAUUGCUCAGUUCUUCUUGUAAGAAGCGGUUCAAAGGGAAUAAUAGUACAAAAAAAAAAAAUCAGAUUGCAAACAUAAAGUGUUGAAUUCAUAUUUUGAAUCAUAUUUUGGGUACUUUAUCAAAUGACCAUGUAGCUCUAGCAGUGAUGUACCUACAGAGAAUACUGCAGCUCCUGCUUUACGGAGCUCUUUGCUGAGUUUUAGUUGUCUGUUUGGCUGUCUGGCUGAAACUUUACUGUUUUGUUUCACUCUUACCUGUCUCAUAGUGCUGUUUUGGCCACAGCUGUUACCAGAGAAAAAACUCUUAAAGCCAACUGCACAUUGCCUCCUCAUCACAAAAAGCAGCCUAACAACACAGACUAACAUACAGGCAUAGUGGAGCAUUUAGCAGCUAAAGGGGUAGAUUUUGGCCUCAGGAGUUGGUCGAGGCCAGAGACAGGCUCAAAGAGAAUAAUAUUGGACUUAUUACCAGUCCAAGUAAAUACCAAUGUUGUUCUAUGAUUUAUGGAUGUUGAAAUAAGCAGUUGUUCAUCAUUUUAGCUUGAGUGAGGGAUAUAAUGGUGUCCACAUCUUAUCUUUACUGCCCCCAAGUGGUAAUGAGCAUCUGUUAUUGCAGGUCUAAAUUUGUCACAUGAUUUGGUAGAAGCAGAUUUUCAUCAUCCUCAUUGCUGAGACCAGAUAAUGCAAUUGAUAACAAUAACGAUCAGUCAAUAACUUUAAUUACCUGUAGCUAUUUAUUUUUGAAAACAGAUGUCUUGUUGUUUGUGAAUAAACUUUUGACUUAAUCUUUUCAUUUUUAUGACUGGUGUUGAUUUACAUGUUGGACAUGUUUACAUGAUGCCUAUUUUCUAGAUACUGUGCCCACUGAGUUGUAUUUUACUAAUGAUAGAAUAGACAAAGGGAAUAUGUACGUGCAAUAAACUAUAUCAAUCUAUAAA
Molecule: messenger RNA, 2787 nt
Organism: Amphiprion ocellaris (clown anemonefish)
Lineage: Eukaryota; Metazoa; Chordata; Actinopteri; Pomacentridae
Gene: slc38a9
Product: solute carrier family 38 member 9
Exons: 15
Coding region: 192-1871 (559 amino acids)
Biological process (GO): amino acid transmembrane transport
Molecular function (GO): amino acid transmembrane transporter activity
Source: RefSeq, a predicted model, not a curated record